CAUUUGCAGGACUGAGAAUGCUGUGCUGUUGUUCCAUGAGCUGGUCAUCGAGUCUACCUACCAAUACCCCUUCUGAGCCUCUGGCUGCCUGGAAGCUCCACUGCUACUUACAAAGAUGAAGUGUGUCUUGGUGGCCACUGAGGGUGCAGAGGUUCUCUUCUACUGGACAGAUGAAGAGUUUAAAGAAAGUCUCYGGCUGAAGUUCGGGCAAUCAGAGAAUGAGGAAGAAGAGCUUCCUGCCCUGGAAGACCAGCUCAGCACCCUCUUGGCCCCAGUCAUCAUCUCCUCCAUGACCAUGUUGGAGAAACUCUCAGACACAUACACAUGCUUCUCAACAGAAAAUGACAACUCCCUGUAUGUCCUUCACCUGUUUGGAGAAUGCCUAUUCAUCGCCAUCAAUGGGGACCACACUGAGAACGAGGGAGAUCUUCGGCGGAAGCUCUGUGUGCUCAAGUACCUGUUUGAGGUGCACUUUGGACUGGUUACUAUGGAUGGCCAGCUCGUCCGAAAGGAGUUACGGCCUCCUGACCUAGAGCAGCGUGUCCAGGUGUGGGAGCACUUCCAGAGCCUGCUGUGGACCUAUAGCCGCCUACGGGAGCAGGAGCAGAGCUUCGCUGUGGAGGCUGUGGAGCGGCUGAUUCACCCCCAGCUCUGUGAGCUGAGCAUAGAGGCGCUGGAGAGGCAUGUCAUCCAGGCUGUCAACUCCAGCCCUGAGCGGGGCAGUGAGGAGGCCCUGCACGCGUUCCUGCUCGUUCACUGCAAGCUGCUGGCCUUCUACUCCAGCCAUGGUGCGAGUUCCCUGCGCCCAGCCGACCUCCUCGCCCUCAUCCUCCUGGUUCAGGAUCUCCACCCGAGUGAGAGCACAGUAGAGGACGACAAUGAUGGCCAGCCUUCCCCAGGGAGGAGGCCCCACAGAAGCCAGAACAUCCCUGUGCAGCAGGCCCGGAGCCCAUGUGUCUCGGGCCCAACCAAGGGGAGUUCUGCAGAGACGGAUACAGACAGCUUCUCUCUCCCUGAAGAGUACUUCACACCAGCUCCUUCCCCUGGCCAGCAGAGCUCAGGUAGCACCAUCUGGCUAGAAGGGGGCACCCCGCCAACUGAUGUUCCCCAGAUAGCUGAGGACACCCUCCAGACAAAGGUUCCUCACUCCCCAGUGCCUUCCAGCCCCAGAAGAAUCUUCCUGGAUGCCAGUAUAAAAGAAAUUUAUUGCCCUUUGGUGCCCCACACCAUGUACUGCCUACCCCUGUGGCCGGGCAUCAACAUGGUGCUCCUGACCAAGAGCCCCAGCACCCCACUKGCCUUGGUCCUGUACCAGCUGCUGGAUGGUCUUUCCCUGGUGGAGAAGAAGCUGAAGGAGGGCCAGGAGGCCGGCAGUGGCCUGCGGUCCCAGCCCCUCCUGGGAGAACUGCGCCAGAGAAUGGACAAGUUCAUCAAGAAUCGAGGGGGACAGGAGAUCCAGAGCACCUGGCUGGAGUUUAAGACCAAGGCCUUCUCCAAAAGCGAACCGGGAUCAUCCUGGGAGCUGCUCCAGGUGUGUGGGAAGCUGAAGCGGCAGCUCUGCUCCAUCUACCGGCUCAGCUUCCUGACCACAGCGCCCAGCAGGGGAGGCCCACACCUGCCCCAGCACCUGCAGGACAAAGUUCAGAAGCUUAUGCGGGAGAGGCUGAUGGACUGGAAGGACUUUCUGUUGGUGAAGAGCAGGAGGAACAUCACCAUGGUAUCCUACCUGGAGGACUUCCCAGGCUUGGUGCAUUUCAUCUACGUGGACCGAACAACUGGGCAGAUGGUGGCACCUUCCCUUAGCAGCAGUGAAAAGACUUCAUCAGAAUUGGGCAAGGGGCCCCUGGCCGCCUUCGUCAAAGCCAAGGUCUGGGCCCUGGUCCGGCUGGCGCGCCGAUACCUGCAAAAGGGCUACACCACUCUGCUGUUCCACGAGGGGGACUUCUGCUGCUCCUACUUCCUGUGGUUUGAGAACGAUAUGGGCUACAAGCUGCAGAUGAUUGAGGUGCCUGUCCUCUCCGAUGACUCAGUCCCCAUUGGUGUGCUGGGAGGUGACUACUACAGGAAGCUCCUUCGCUACUACAGCAAGAGCCACCCCACGGAGGCCAUCAGGUGCUACGAGCUGCUGGCCCUGCACCUGUCAGUCAUCCCCACCAACCUGCUGGUGCAACAGGCCAGCCAGCUCGCCCGGCGCCUGGGGGAGGCCUCUCGUGUGCCCCUGCCCUAGGCCAGGUUGCAGGCUGCUGCCAGGGCACCUGUUCUGCAGCCAUCCCUGCUUGCAAAAGUGCCCCCCCAUAGCAGAAACUUUUCUUCUGUCCCCAGUAGCCUCCUGAGGAUGCGAGGAGGCCCCAAGGUUUAUCACACCCCACUUGGACCACCUCCACACGGGGUGGUGAACAAACCCCUAAAUCCUGCCCUCUGGAGGCAGAGGCUUUGGGCUUCCUCUUUAAAACAGUGGUGACUGUGAGGUCAGAGACCGCAGCAGCUCCUCUUUCAGAGCUGCAUCCCCACUUGUCCCCAGAAGAGAGGGAGGAAGAUCCUAAUGCUCAGACUGUCUGAAGACCCCCCUCUGCCUCUGCUGUUCUGAGCAGAAAAGCCUGUUUUCUGCCCCAGAUAAAAGGUGCGCCAUUGGCUGGUUGAGUUCCAGCUCUGUAGCCUCGUCUGCAACUCGGGGCAUUUUCAACGCUGUUCCCCCACAUUUCAAGUAAUGACAUCCCCCCUCAGGUGGCUGGGAGGGUCACCCAGCACAUGAUAGGUGCUUAAUAAAUGUCGGUUGUUG
This is a messenger RNA of Urocitellus parryii (Arctic ground squirrel), 2779 nucleotides long. It is a transcript of the gene Hps1, whose product is annotated as HPS1 biogenesis of lysosomal organelles complex 3 subunit 1. Gene Ontology annotation, biological process: vesicle-mediated transport; melanosome assembly. The record is from RefSeq and is a predicted model, not a curated record. Gene Ontology annotation, molecular function: guanyl-nucleotide exchange factor activity. NCBI's taxonomy places the organism in Eukaryota, Metazoa, Chordata, Mammalia, Rodentia, Sciuridae. Gene Ontology annotation, cellular component: BLOC-3 complex.